Messenger RNA from Hypomesus transpacificus, 6106 nucleotides. It is a transcript of the gene kctd3, whose product is annotated as potassium channel tetramerization domain containing 3. Gene Ontology annotation, molecular function: protein binding. NCBI's taxonomy places the organism in Eukaryota, Metazoa, Chordata, Actinopteri, Osmeriformes, Osmeridae. The transcript is spliced from 17 exons. The coding region runs from base 446 to 3007 and encodes 853 amino acids. Gene Ontology annotation, biological process: protein homooligomerization. The record is from RefSeq and is a predicted model, not a curated record.
CCACUGCUUGUUUGAUUGUUGUCAACAGUAGGCUGACUAUGAGAGACACACACAUGCACACCCCAGUAGGAUGACGUAGUGGUCCAGGCAGCGGUCGCCUUCAGCCAGCCCACCCAUGCAAUGUUGCACUGUGAAAACACACCAUCCAGAAUCGCUACGUUUAAGAAAAGCCUAUGAAAGUGGGUAGUACACACGAGGAAGCUGGGCAGUAUUUCGGCUACGCAUGCAAAAUACAGAAUUGUCCGAUCGUUUUCCCCACCUCCUCACAGUCGUGAAUGCGGAGGUCGUCGCAGCAACGACUUGUAACGUUUUAUGGAGCCUCGCUGGGACGUCGGGGAGCAAGGAGUAGUCGGGAGAGAUACGUUCCGUGGCUUUAACAACGAUCUGGAAACAUUGGACUUAUUUAACGUGGAAUCGGGAGCUCGAAUUGGAGCAGGAGGAAAACAUGGCUACAAAUGGCAACAAUUUAGCAUCUGGGAUGGGAGAAAUAAUUCAGUUAAACGUCGGCGGGACCAGGUUCAGCACCUCCAGACAGACACUCAUGUGGAUCCCAGACAGCUUCUUCUCAAGUUUGCUGAGUGGGAGGAUCUCAACAUUGCGGGAUGGAACUGGAGCUAUAUUUAUCGACAGGGACCCCAGCGUUUUUGCACCCAUCUUGAAUUUUCUUCGAACCAAAGAGCUGGAUUUGCGGGGGGUAAACAUUCAUAUCCUCCGACAUGAAGCCGAAUUUUAUGGGAUUACUCCCUUAGUCCGUCGCCUGCUGCUAUGUGAGGAACUGGACCGCUCGUCAUGCGGCAGCGUUCUGUUCCAUGGUUACCUCCCACCCCCCGCCAUCCCCGCCCCCGCAGCCUCUGGCCUCGCCCCAGAGGAGCGCCCGGGCCCCAGUGGAGCCGAGGGCGGGUUCCCCCGGAGCCCCCCUCACCACUCCCUCCCUGGACCCCCCCACACAGAUACACCUAGCAGACUUGGUUCGGUUGUGGACCCCAGGAAGGUUCUGAUCAUAGCUGGACACCAUAACUGGAUUGUAGCAGCAUAUGCAUACUUCGUCAUCUGUUACAGGAUCAAGGAGUCUUCUGGAUGGCAGCAGGUGUUUACCAGCCCGUAUCUGGACUGGACCAUCGAACGCAUUGCGCUCAACGCCAAGGUGGUAGGCGGUCCCCAUGGCGACAAGGAUAAGAUGGUGGCUGCCGCCUCCGAGAGCAACAUCAUCCUCUGGAGCAUACAGGACGGGGGGAACGGCAACGAGAUCGGUGUGUUUAGUCUGGGUGUACCAGUGGACUCUCUCUUCUUCAUUGGUAACCAGCUGGUGGCCACCAGUCACACAGGGAAGGUGGGGGUCUGGAAUGCUGUCACACAGCACUGGCAGGUUCAGGAUGUAGUUCCUAUCACCAGCUGUGACACUGCAGGAUCCUUUCUGCUGCUCGGAUGCAACAAUGGCUCCAUCUACUACAUAGACAUGCAGAAAUUUCCUCUGAGGAUGAAGGAUAAUGACCUGCUGGUGACGGAGCUGUACCAUGACCCCUCCAACGACGCCAUCACCGCCCUCAGUGUCUACCUCACGCCCAAGACCAGUGAGCACACACGUGUCAGCGGUAACUGGAUAGAGAUCGCCUACGGGACCAGUUCUGGAGCGGUGCGUGUGAUCGUGCAGCACCCGGAGACGGUGGGGUCUGGGCCACAGCUCUUCCAGACCUUCACCGUGCACCGCAGCCCCGUCACCAAGAUCAUGCUGUCUGAGAAACACCUGGUGUCAGUGUGUGCUGACAACAACCACGUGCGGACAUGGACAGUGACUCGGUUCCGAGGCAUGAUCUCCACCCAGCCUGGCUCCACCCCCUUGGCCUCCUUCAAGAUUCUCUCUCUGGAGGAGACAGAGAGCCAUGGAAGCUACUCCUCUGGGAAUGACGUGGGGCCAUUUGGAGAGAGAGAUGAUCAGCAGGUGUUCAUCCAGAAAGUCAUCCCUAUCACCAACAAGCUGUUUGUACGCCUAUCCUCCACUGGAAAGAGGAUCUGUGAGGUGCAGUCGGUGGAUGGGACGACCAUCUCGUGUUUCACGGUGCGCGAGUGUGAGGGCUCCAGCAGGAUGGGGUCACGACCCCGUUGCUACCUGUUCACCGGUCAUGGCAACGGGAGCAUCCAGCUGUGGGACCUAACCACCGCCAUGGAUACGGCCAGCAGGGGGGAGGAGAGGAAGAAGGAUGUGGGUGGGCCUUCAGAGGAGGAGCUGCUGCAGCUCUUGGACCAGUGUGACCUCAGCACUUCCCGCUGUGCUACACCCAACAUUAGCCCCGCGCCCUCAGUGCUACAUCACACCCGCCUCCGAGAGUCCUGUUCCAGCCUCCAGCUCCAGGCCCAGGAGCCCAUCCUGGAGACGGCCACCUACGGAGCGCUGCGACCCUACAGAGAGAGCCCCCUGCUGGCCAGAGCCCGCCGCACAGAGUCCUUCCACAGUUACCGGGAUUUCCAGAGCUUCAGCCUGGGCAGGGGCCUGCUAGAGGGGCCCAGUCCGGGGCCAGGUCCGGCCCCGGACGCCCGCCGCUCGCUGUGUGAGUUUGGGGGAGAGGAGGCCGAGCGGAGGGGCUCUGUCAUGGAGCUCUGGGCCAGCCGGACGGCCUAUGCUGUCGCUGCCACAGUUACUCCUGCGGCCGCCGCUGCCACGGUUACUCCCGCCACCGUUGUCACCCCGGAGGGUGUUCCGGAAUCGCAGCGGCAACCCCCCGACAGUCCGGGUGACGUGCGGCAGAGGGUCCAGUCAGAGGAAGAAGGUGCGGGGUCAGGGGGGGAGUCGGGGGCAAAGAGGAAGGGGGUUCUGGAAGGGGGGGUGUUCUCGGGCAGAAAGAGAGCCCCCCCAGUUCCCCAUCUCUCCUCUCUCUCCUCGGUGGGUUCCGACGGGGGCGGCAGUGACUCCUCUACCAAUGCCUCCCCCUCGCCCACCAGGCUGGCGUCCACUUCCCCUCGACACAGGAGGUUUGCCACGGAGCCAGCCAAUCAGGACAGCAGCCUGUGAGUUAUUGAGGGAUGAUGGACAAAACUUUGACAAAUGGAGACUGAACGUGUCAAUACAGAGCCCCAUGUGCUGAAGCCUAUUGGUUGGAAAGAAAUUAUGCCUUUCCAGGAAGUGGACAUCUUAUAGAAACUUUGCAGCUAGAGGGAGUGUUUGAUUGGCUAAGGGGAGGUGUCAGCCUGGGGUCAGUGAGAUUUCAUGACAUUUUUGAUGCAACAAUCUUGUCCUUAUCAUUAAUAUGCAAAAACACUUUAGCAUGAUUUGCUUAUCUGUAACUGCAGCCUAGCUUUAUAUUGAACAGAACCGUAAUGGGAUUGACCGCAGGCCGUUCUACUUUAAAUAGUGACCUUUGACCCCAACAUGUGAUUAACCCUGUCAUAUCUCACCCUUGGCAGCUAGGUGAUGACAUCAGUUACGUUUGCUCUGAAGCAUGCAAGUCACACUGUACCUUACUUGUACAUGGAUAGCUACUGUAUGUAUCCACAGUAGUACAUGGUUGGUGACUGCAGGUAUUCUGUAGAUACACAGUAGCUCAUGUAGUUAAUGUGCACUGAAGGUAAAGUGUUACCUGCAUGUGUCUUGUGUGUAGCUUCUUCCUCUAGUCCACUGCUUUGUGAUCUAUACUGCAGGUUCAUCACAGUCACUUUGUCUUUCACUUUUCCGGACAAACAGACAGACGGGAAACAAUUUGUCUUUUCAAAAUUUCUGAUGUCUGCUUGUGGUCUUAAGAUACUUCCUGAGUGCCUUUUGUUCCAUUAUUCAUCCUGUUUAUCGGACCCAUCUAUCCCUCGCUGCUUUAAGUGAAAGAGGACCUAGAGAGAGAUAUAGGAGAUGGACAUGUCAGAGAGGGAAUGGGAGCAGGUGAGAGAAAAAUACAACUGAGAUUCUGAUUGGUGUUUUGUGUAGUAGCUGCUGUCGUGUUGACUUGUCCGCUUGAUAAGAUCCUCUGGUGCUCUCCUCCUUAACGUUCUGUACCAAGACCCACAGGACUGCCAAGGACUGGAGGAGGGGCCAGGCUGAGGGCUUUAACUGUACAAAGAUGUAUAUCGAACAUGCAACCUGAUUAUAUGUGGAAAAUAUACACAACAUAAUCAAUAACAGUAGGAUAUGACACUACCCAAGCAUAAAUCUGUGUUUAAUCUUUGACAUAUUACCGUUGUUUGCAACAUAUUUGUUUAUUUUGUUUGGUAGCAUAUUAUUAUACUGUUAAUAUCAAAAUACUCUUUGUACCCUAAUUUUGUUUGCACUGAACCAAUGAAGACUAAGACGGUGGAGUAACUAAGAUUUAUUUUGUAUAACAUAAUAAUAAUAAUGCUAUUUAACCACCAGGGACAUGAAACUGUAUCUGAUCCCCUGGAAAUGUUUACAAACUCACCUUCCAACCCAACACUAAUGACGAGGAAUAUAAAUACAAAAUAUAUAUAUAUAUAUAUCUAUUUAUGUUUAUGCUGUUAUAACAUUUUUUUUACAACACUCCUAUGUUCAAAAGAGUAUGAAUUAUGUUAAAACUGGCCUGUUUGAUUGAUAGUAGUGCACACACUAUAUGUUGGCUCUGAAUCAUCUGUUGUUUUUAAGCUUGUUAGACCGAUGUAAGGUUACAGUUAGGUGGAAGUUUGUCUCGUAUCAACUGUUACCUAUAUGAUUAAUAAUUAAUUGACAGUGGUUAAAUAGGUCAAUAACAUGAAUCAUUUAAAGCCUGGUAGCUGAUGUUUGUGUGUGUGUGUGCAUUUCUGUGUGUGUUUGUGUUCAUGAAUGAGAGGGGUGACCUCAACACACAUAAAGACAUACUUCCCAUCCAAGAAGUUGGUUUGGAACCCGGUGGUUCUCCUCUGAGAUGCCAUCUGAUUACCCAGUGAUUUAUGGUUUUAAUAAAACACACCCUCACAGACAGACAGACUGAGUCACGCUGUGUUACAUCUGCGUGUGUGAGAGAGAGCAGCCCAGGGCCAGCCUGUCUCUGACGCGCUGUCUUCUCCUCCUUUGUCCCACACCUCUGACAAUAGGUGUGAACGUGUUCGUACACGUCUGUGUGAGUGUGUGUGUGUGUGUGAGAACGUGACAAGCUGCAGCAGCAGUGUCCUUGCCACACCAAAGUGUCCUUGAGCGGGGGUGAUGUGUGAUACUGUAACUGCCCUUGUGUGUGUGUGCGUGUGUGUGUGUGUGUGUGCGCGUGUCCCUCGGAGGGAAUGUAAACAUGGCAGACUGCUGCUACACAGCAGUGACAUGCUGUCGCUUCAGGUCUGUCCCUCUGUGUGUGUGUGUGUGUGUGUGUGUGUGUUUGUGUUUUUUCAUCUCAUUUCACACCACGCUAAAAACACAAAAGGUUAAAACGUCACACUUUUUAAUGACCCCAAACUCGCCUUUUUUCUGCAUUGAUGAAAAACCAUAAAGACAUUGCAACUUUGACUGUACAGAAUACUACAUUGUGAGAGAAAGUAGCAGAGCGGAGGUCAGCUCUAUGAGUUUGUAUGGGAAAACAUAUUAAGACAAGUACUAUUUUAUAAGUUAUCAGACAGUAUGGUUUGCAAAAUAAAAAAUAUCCUUUUCACAUUCUCAUAAACAACAAUGAUAAAAAAACAAACCGUAAAUAAUACUUUUUCCUGAUUAAUACUGUCUCCGUAAGAAAAAAAAAGACAUUAUAUACAAUGUUGAAUGUACAAUGUGAUAUACAAUAUACAAUACUUAUUAGGACGUACUUCGACACAAUUCUAUCACGUAUUAAAAACCAGCAAACACUGACAACAGAUGCCGCGUUAGCUAUAGCUGAUAUACACCAUACAGAGUUAGCUAUAGCUGAUAUACACCAUACAGAGUUAGCUAUAGCUGAUAUACACCAUACAGAGUUAGCUAUAGCUGAUAUACACCAUACAGAGUUAGCUAUAGCUGAUAUACACCAUACAGAGUUAGCUAUAGCUGAUAUACACCAUACAGAGUUAGCUAUAGCUGAUAUACACCAUACAGAGUUAGCUAUAGCUGAUAUACACCAUACAGAGUUAGCUAUAGCUGAUAUACACCAUACAGAGUUAGCUAUAGCUGAUAUACACCAUACAGAGUUAGCUAUAGCUGAUAUACACCAUACAGAGUUAGCUAUAGCUGAUAUAC